Messenger RNA from Neltuma alba, 583 nucleotides. RefSeq names its product zinc finger BED domain-containing protein DAYSLEEPER-like. The record is from RefSeq and is a predicted model, not a curated record. Gene Ontology annotation, molecular function: DNA binding. Bases 120 to 542 code for a protein of 140 amino acids. The transcript is spliced from 2 exons. Lineage: Eukaryota; Viridiplantae; Streptophyta; Magnoliopsida; Fabales; Fabaceae.
AUAACGAGGUUAAUUUCUGGGUCAUCAUAUCUAACUUCUAACAUGUAUUUUGUGCAAAUCUCAAAAAUUGAGUCACUGUUAAGAGAACAUGUUUUUAAUGAUGACCUGUUAUUAAAGAUAUGGCUAUAAGGAUGGUUGACAAGUUUGACAAGUAUUGGAAUGAAUACAAUUAUAGUGUUAUACUUGCACUUGCAAUUAUUCUUGAUCCCCGAAUGAAGUUUGACGUCAUAAAGUUUACUUAUGCACAACUUGAUCCCAUAAAUUAUAAUGACAAGAUUCAAAGCAUUAGGACAAAGUUAUACAAUAUUUUCAAUGAAUAUAAAAGUAUGGGAUCAUCAUCUUCAACUUCUACUGGAGGUGGAGGUGAAUCAAGUUAUAGUAAUGUCAAUGUCUCAGGACCAACAGCAUCUUCUAGCCAAUCUACUCAUGUUGCAGUACUUGCAAAUGAUAAUGAUCAUUCUUCCUUGUUUUUGGUGACUAUCUUAAUUGCUAGAUCAAUGAUUGUGCAACAAUGGAAAAAUCUGAGCUUGAUUUCUAUUUAGAAGAAGCAACACUUAAUCCUCGAGUGUUUCAUAAGUUGAAU